Messenger RNA from Pteropus alecto (black flying fox), 1320 nucleotides. RefSeq names its product acyl-CoA binding domain containing 6 (gene ACBD6). The record is from RefSeq and is a predicted model, not a curated record. Lineage: Eukaryota; Metazoa; Chordata; Mammalia; Chiroptera; Pteropodidae. The transcript is spliced from 8 exons. The coding region runs from base 339 to 1187 and encodes 282 amino acids. Gene Ontology annotation, molecular function: fatty-acyl-CoA binding; protein binding.
GUCGCCCCGCCCCUGCCGCUCACCGCUCCCUCCCCUGGACCUGCUGGCGGCUGCGCUUCUCCCAGACCCCGGAGCGGUUGGAGGGGCCCUAGGCGACCCUGAGCGCACAAUUAGCCCCGGGAAAUCAGAGGAAACUGGAGCAGCGGAGGAGAGCAGCGGAGGGUAGCAGAGCCUACCCUGCACGCUGAGGGGGGGAAAUGGGAAGGAGACAGAGUUAGGUGAGGGAGCGCGGAGUAAGUGAGCUGGGGUCGGACUGCAGCUCCGGCUCGGGACCCAGACUGGUCGGCCAGGCCCCCUAGCCGGUGUUACACCCGAUCUGAAGAGGGCAGAGCGGACACAUGGCCUCUCCCUUCCUGCCCGUGGGGGCCACCACUGGCGACAGUGGCGGAGAGCUGAGCUCGGGAGACGACUCCGGUGAUGUGGAAUCCCUCCAGACCCCCGAGACCGAGGCUUCCAGGAGCCUGACAGAGCUGUUUGAGAAGGCUGCAGCACACCUCCAGGGCCUGAUUCACGUGGCCAGCAGGGAGCAGCUCUUGUAUCUGUAUGCCAGGUACAAGCAGGUCAAAGUUGGAAAUUGCAAUACUGCUAAACCAAGCUUCUUCGAUUUUGAAGGAAAACAAAAAUGGGAAGCGUGGAAAGCGCUUGGUGAUUCAAGCCCGAGCCAGGCAAUGCAGGAGUAUAUUGCAGCAGUUAAAAAAUUAGAUCCAGGUUGGAAUCCCCAGUCGCCAGAGAAGAAAGGAAAAGAAGCAAUUACUGGUUUUGGUGGGCCAGUUGUUAGUUCUCUGUAUCAUGAAGAAAUCAUCAGGGAAGAAGACAAAAAUAUAUUUGAUUACUGCAGGGAAAACAACAUUGACCAUAUAACCAAAGUCAUCAAAUCGAAAAAUGUGGACGUGAAUAUAAGAGAUGAAGAGGGCAGAGCUCUACUCCAUUGGGCAUGUGAUCGAGGACAUAAGGAACUAGUCACGGUCUUGUUGCAGUAUAGAGCUGAUAUUAACUGUCAGGACAAUGAAGGUCAAACAGCUCUGCAUUAUGCUGCUGCCUGUGAGUUUUUGGACAUCGUGGAGCUGCUGCUCCAGUCUGGCGCUGACCCCACGCUCCGAGACCAGGAUGGCUGCCUGCCGGAAGAGGUGACAGGUUGCAAAGCCGUGUCUUUGGUGUUGCAGCAGCACGUGACUGGCAAGGCUUAGUCAGAAGACUAGAAAGCCACAGUCUGUAACAGCACAGGGCUUCGACGAUGAAGGAAAACUGCGAAAAUCAUACUUCUGUUACCACCCACCUUUGGUGUACAUUGGUAAUAAAGUCGGUUCUGAGAAACGAGGA